UUGGUGGCCGGGGCUUACAGUGGCGGGAGUUGGAGGCAAUAACUAGUCGUGUUCUGAGGGGUGCAAGAUACGAUUUCUGCUGAACCUGAGGGGCAUUUCCACGGCUUUUCUGUCAGUUGAACCUUUUCCUCUGGCCCAGAUGCUGUUCAAUUCGGUGCUCCGCCAGCCCCAGUUCGGCGUCCCGAGAAAUGGAUGGUCUUCCCAGUACCCUCUACAGUCCCUUCUAACUGGUUAUCAAUGCAACUGUAAUGAUGAGCACACUUCUUAUGGAGAAACAGGAGUCCCAGUUCCUCCUUUUGGAUGUACCUUCUCUUCUGCUCCCAAUAUGGAGCAUAUACUAGCAGUUGCCAAUGAAGAAGGCUUCGUUAGAUUGUAUAACACAGAAUCACAAGCCUAUAGAAAGAAGUGUGUCAAAGAAUGGAUGGCUCACUGGAAUGCUGUCUUUGACCUGGCCUGGGUUCCUGGUGAACUUAAACUUGUUACAGCAGCAGGUGACCAAACAGCCAAAUUUUGGGAUGUAAAAGCUGGUGAGCUGAUCGGAACAUGCAAAGGUCAUCAGUGCAGCCUUAAGUCAGUUGCCUUUUCUAAGUUUGAGAAAGCUGUCUUCUGUACAGGUGGAAGAGAUGGAAACAUUAUGGUCUGGGACACCAGGUGCAACAAAAAAGAUGGAUUUUAUAGACAAGUGAAUCAAAUCAGUGGAGCUCACAAUACCUCAGACAAGCAAACCCCUUCAAAACCUAAGAAGAAGCAGAAUUCAAAAGGACUUGCUCCUUCUGUGGAUUUCCAGCAGAGUGUUACUGUGGUCCUCUUUCAAGAUGAGAAUACAUUAGUCUCAGCAGGAGCCGUGGAUGGGGUAAUCAAAAUAUGGGAUUUACGUAAGAAUUAUACUGCUUAUCGACAGGAACCUGUAGCAUCCAAGUCCUUCCUGUACCCAGGUAGCAGCACUCGAAAACUAGGAUACUCAAGUCUGAUUUUGGAUUCCACGGGCUCUACUUUAUUUGCUAACUGCACAGAUGACAAUAUCUACAUGUUCAAUAUGACUGGAUUAAAGACUUCUCCAGUGGCUAUCUUCAAUGGACAUCAAAACUCUACCUUUUAUGUUAAAUCAAGUCUUAGUCCAGAUGACCAGUUUUUAGUUAGUGGCUCAAGUGAUGAAGCUGCCUACAUCUGGAAGGUCUCCACACCCUGGCAUCCUCCUACUGUGCUCCAGGGUCACUCUCAAGAAGUCACAUCUGUGUGCUGGUGUCCAUCAGACUUCACAAAGAUUGCUACCUGCUCUGAUGACAAUACUCUGAAAAUCUGGCGCUUGAAUAGAGGCUUAGAGGAGAAAUCAGGAGGAGAUAAACUCUCCAUAGUGGGUUGGGCCUCUCAGAAGAAAAAAGAAGCGAGAGCUGACUUAGUGACAGUGACAAGUAGCCAGAGUACUCCUGCCAAAGCACCCAGAGUAAAGAGCAGUCCAUCCAUUUCCUCCCCAUCAUCAGCAGCUUGUGCUCCAAGCUGUGCAGGAGACCUCCCUCUUCCUUCAAAUACUCCCACAUUCUCUAUUAAAACCCCUCCUGCCAAAGCCCGGUCUCCCAUCAGCAGAAGAGGCUCUGUCUCCUCUGUCUCUCCCAAGCCACCCUCAUCUUUCAAGAUGUCCAUUAGAAACUGGAUGACCCGAACACCAUCGUCAUCACCACCCAUCACUCCACCUACUUCUGAGACCAAGAUCACAUCUCCAAGAAAAGCCCUCAUUCCUGUGAGUCUGAAAUCAUCCCAAGCAGUGGCUUGCUCAGAGUCUAGAAAUCGAGUAAAGAGGAGACUCGACUCAAGUUGUCUGGAGAGUGUGAAACAGAAGUGUGUGAAGAGUUGCAACUGUGUGACUGAGCUUGAUGACCCAGUUGAAAAGCUUCAUUUGGACCUGUGCUGCCUUGCUGGUAACCAGGAAGACCUUGGUAAGGACUCUCUAGGUCCUACAAAACCAAGCAAGAUCGAAGGAGCUAGUAUGAGUAUCUCAGAGCCUCCUUCUCCUGCCAGUCCUUACACUUCAGAAAGCUGCGGAACACUACCUCUUCCUUUGGGAUCUUGUGGAGAAGGGUCUGAGGUGGUAGGCAAAGAGAAUAGCUCCCCAGAGAAUAAAAACUGGUUAUUGGCCAUGGCAGCCAAACGGAAGGCUGAGAAUUCAUCUCCUCGAAGUCCAUCCUCCCAGACCCCCAAUUCCAGGAGACAGAGUGGAAAGACUUCUCCAGGCCCGGUCACUAUUACUCCCAGCUCCAUGAGGAAAAUCUGUACAUACUUCCAUAGAAAAUCCCAAGACGACUACUGCAGUCCCGAACAGUCAACAGAAUUAUAGAUUCUAAUCUGAGUGAGUUAACUGAACUUUGGCCCAUUAAAACAAGACAAAAAAUAUAACAGAGUGAUUCUCUAACUCUAAUCUUUAAGAAAGCUACCGUUUUUUUCAUUUUCAGAGAAAAUCCUUUCAACUCUGAAGUUUACCCACUCUGGUUCUACCAUAGCUUAUAUGCAGCUUCCUUGGGAUGAAUGCUGUGUUUAAUUCCAUAAAGUAAGUUUAUCACUCUGUAACUUUUUGAAUGAGUAGUCUUCACGUUUUAAAUUAUGCCUCUUUUCUACAAUAAUGACAUCCCAGCUUGUAGAGGCAAAAAGUGAGACUUGUCUCUUGCUACUCUGAGACUGUGGGUGCACAGUGGAAAGUAUCUCCUGGUCACAGCAGGAGGCCUGUCUGUGAAGGCCGGUUGCUGAAGAAGUCUUCUGCUGGGGACCUCUGGAUCUGUGCUGCCUCAAACAAAUAUAGUUUCAUUUAAAAUUUAUAUAAUCUUUUCACUACACUUUUGGGAGUUUUUUUGUUUUUUUUUUUAGUAUGUGUAAAAAUGUGAUGUUCAGAUAAGUACAUUUAUCUUGAUUCAGUGUUCAGUGUUAAAAUACAGUCUCUUAAGUUAAAAUCAUCUUUUUUUAAGAGCAGUGAUAAACGUCAACUCUUUGGAGAAACUAGGAGAACAACACUAGAAACCUUUGCUUCUUUUUCCCCCCAAAUAUAUCUCCCAUAUGAGACUUAAGGUUCUUCUAUUUUUACUAAGUAAUUUACUAUGGUACCAACCCAACAUCAUGUUCUAUAAGAGGUUACAAUUUUUGCCAUUUACUAGACAAAGAUAUUUAUAAAAUCAACAGUCAUACAUUAAAGUUGGGGUUUGAAUUCAACUUGAAUUCAGUUCUGUAGGGCUGCAACUUUUUAAAAAUAUAAGUCAUCAUAUUGAAGAAAAAGUAAUGAUUUCUUAUUUGUACUUUCAUAAAAGAACAUAGCUCUAAACUGAAAAUCCAGAAUCUAAAAAACAAUUCUUGGCUUUAACUUGAUUUUUUGGAUUCUCUUCAUAGACAUAAAAAACUGUAACCCUCUAUUAUAUCCCUGAGCUGAAAAGUCAUGGAAAUUUCUCUAAAUAUUUAAUAUAGAAGGUGUUUAGAUUGGUUCUAAGUUAAUAAUUUGCAAAAUAUUUUGAACAUCUUCCCUUUAAUCAGUAGGUACAUAUCAAUCAUCUUGAAAUGAACUGUUGUUUUCUGUUUUUCCCCUUUAUAACUUCAUAGACACAAGCUCCAUGUACUUUCUGUGUACUAUGUCCUUGGAAGGAAAUCCCCUAGCAAUCAUGAAACUUGAUUCAUUUUAUCCAUAUCCCUGAGAAAUAAUGUAGAUUUUAUUCAUAUUUUUGUCAUAAUUUUAAAAUCUGUUCUUAAUGACAAAUUUUAAUUCUUUUGAUGCCAAUAAGUUAAGCUUGUACCAACCAGAACUACGUAUGUGAAUCAAACUUGGAUUCUCCAUGUGUUUAUGCAAGGAGAAAAAUAGAGAAGCCACAGAAUUGUUGUUUUUGAAACAAAGCACUCCAUAGCAUUAACUGAAUAUUUAGAAACUCUACUUAUAAUUAGUGUUUGAUUUUUUAAUGUUAGGCUGUGGAAAGGUGUUAUUUAUGACCAUAUCUGCUAAUAAUGCUACCUGUCUCUUGCUUUGAAAGCCAGUGGGGGGUGGGGGGGGGGAAGGAUAACUAAAGUAGAUAAUUAUAUUCUUUGUAUCCUUGAACAUCACCUAACAGCUCUACUGAGUAAAACUGGGGUAAAUGUGGCUGAUAGAAACUGUGCUGAGAGUCUAUUGGCUGUAACAUGUCCCACUUGGAAAACUAGUACUUCAAAUGGGUGCCAAAGGUCAAAUGUAAUGAGAUAAUAAUUAUUCCUGCCUCUGUCAGUGUCAGACUUUGAGCUGAUCCUGAAUAAUAAAGCCUUUUACCUUAUCUGA
This is a messenger RNA of Ailuropoda melanoleuca (giant panda), 4276 nucleotides long. RefSeq names its product denticleless E3 ubiquitin protein ligase adapter (gene DTL). Gene Ontology annotation, molecular function: protein-macromolecule adaptor activity; protein binding. The coding region runs from base 140 to 2332 and encodes 730 amino acids. The record is from RefSeq and is a predicted model, not a curated record. Gene Ontology annotation, cellular component: nucleus. The transcript is spliced from 15 exons. Gene Ontology annotation, biological process: proteasome-mediated ubiquitin-dependent protein catabolic process; mitotic G2 DNA damage checkpoint signaling. Lineage: Eukaryota; Metazoa; Chordata; Mammalia; Carnivora; Ursidae.